UCGAGCGCGCAGCGGCUGUAGCACUGGGCACGAGGCAGGAGGCCGGGAAGACUCGAGCAGCGGCCGUGAGAUCAUCGUCGUCGCCGCCGCCGCCAUGGCGUCCAUGUCACUAGCACCUGUGAACAUUUUCAAGGCUGGCGCUGAUGAAGAGAGAGCAGAAACAGCUCGUUUGUCAUCCUUUGUUGGAGCUAUUGCCAUUGGAGACCUAGUUAAGAGCACUUUGGGGCCUAAAGGCAUGGACAAGAUUCUUCUGAGUACUGGAAGAGAAGGCACGGUGACAGUAACUAAUGAUGGGGCAACGAUCUUAAAAGCUAUUGGAGUUGACAACCCUGCAGCCAAGGUUUUGGUUGAUAUGUCCAAGGUUCAAGAUGAUGAAGUUGGUGAUGGAACUACUUCAGUAACAGUUCUAGCAGCUGAAUUGCUAAGGGAGGCUGAAUUAUUGAUUGCAAGAAAGAUCCAUCCUCAAACCAUUAUUGCAGGCUGGAGAGAAGCCACAAAAGCGGCAAGACAAGCCUUGGUGAAAUCUGCUGUGGAUCAUGGUGGAAAUGAAGCAAAAUUUCAUAAAGAUUUGAUGAACAUUGCAGAAACAACACUCUCUUCAAAACUGCUUACUCAUCAUAAAGAUCACUUUGCAAAACUUGCAGUGGAUGCUGUCCUUAGGCUGAAGGGAUCUGGUAACCUGGAAGCUAUUCAUGUCAUCAAGAAGCUAGGAGGAAGUCUAAUUGACUCUUACUUGGAUGAAGGUUUUCUGUUGGAUAAAAAAAUUGGAGUCAACCAGCCAAAAAGAAUUGAGAAUGCAAAGAUACUUAUUGCAAAUACUGGCAUGGAUACUGAUAAAAUUAAGAUAUUUGGCUCCCGUGUAAGAGUGGAUUCCACAGCAAAGGUAGCAGAAAUUGAACAAGCAGAAAAAGAGAAAAUGAAGGAGAAGGUUGAGCGUAUUCUGAAGCAUGGGAUAAACUGUUUUAUCAACAGGCAACUGAUCUAUAACUACCCAGAACAGAUGUUUGCUGCUGCUGGUGUGAUGGCAAUUGAACAUGCAGAUUUUGCUGGAGUUGAACGUCUGGCUCUUGUCACGGGUGGUGAAAUUGCUUCAACUUUUGAGCAUCCAGAAUUAGUAAAGCUAGGAAGCUGCAAGCUGAUUGAAGAAGUCAUGAUUGGUGAAGAUAAACUUAUUCAUUUCUCUGGAGUUGCUAUGGGUGAAGCUUGCACUGUAGUUCUGCGUGGUGCAACACAGCAGAUCAUAGACGAGGCAGAAAGAUCUCUGCAUGAUGCACUGUGUGUUCUUGCCCAGACUGUGAAGGAUACUAGAACUGUGUAUGGAGGAGGCUGUUCGGAGAUGCUGAUGGCUAAUGCUGUGUGGGAGCUUGCAAAAAGGACACCUGGCAAAGAAUCAUUGGCAAUGGAGUCAUUUGCUAAAGCCUUGAGUACGCUUCCAAUGAUCAUAGCUGAAAAUGCUGGGUAUGACAGUGCAGAUCUGGUUUCCCAGCUUCGAGCUGCUCACAUUGAAGGGAAAUCUACUUAUGGACUAGACAUGAAGGAGGCAGCCAUUGCAGACAUGGCAAGUCUGGGCGUAGUUGAAAGCUUCCAAGUGAAACGGCAAGUUUUGCUGAGUGCUGCAGAAGCAGCAGAAGUAAUUCUCCGAGUCGAUGACAUUAUUAAAGCAGCUCCAAGGAAACGAGUACCAGAUCGUUACCCUUGUUGAGUAUUCUAUGGUCAAUAAGAACAAGUGGACCGGAAGUUUGCAAAAUACUUCAGUGUGUGCUUCUAACAGAUUACAGAGUAAAGGGAUGGCAUAUCUAGCACUAGCAUGUGAUUAGACUUUUUUGAUUUAACUUAUAUUGUUUUAAAAAGACCAAAACAUUCUCAGUUGUAUAACAUCUAUAUUUACCCACCAUUCCUUUUCUGUACUACCCUAUAAUAAACAUUUCAAAUAUA
Molecule: messenger RNA, 1935 nt
Organism: Elgaria multicarinata webbii
Lineage: Eukaryota; Metazoa; Chordata; Lepidosauria; Squamata; Anguidae
Gene: CCT2
Product: chaperonin containing TCP1 subunit 2
Exons: 16
Coding region: 95-1702 (535 amino acids)
Biological process (GO): protein folding
Cellular component (GO): chaperonin-containing T-complex; cytosol
Molecular function (GO): ATP hydrolysis activity; ATP-dependent protein folding chaperone; ATP binding
Source: RefSeq, a predicted model, not a curated record